GAACACUCUUUUCCUGUUCUUUUGCGACUCUAAUCUCGCUCCGCUCCCUUUCUUUCUUUCUUUCCUUCUAUAUUUCCGCUGUCGAGUGCCAUUUCGACCGGUUCACGUUUAUCUUCCUUUUCCACGGUGUCCAUCAAGUCUUUGUCGUGCCCAUUCUCUCAAACUCUACCCUUACCCGUCGGUUUUGUCGUUGCCUUCGCCUUUUCUUCUUCCCAAACCACUCUCUCCCUCUCUCUCUCCCUUCUACCUUCUUCCCUUCGAUCAAACUCCGCCCCCACUUCUUCACAUACUCGCUCCCUUUCUCUAGACAUACUUUCCUAGUUCGGUGUCGGGUUUCGCGAUUUGAAAACUUACCCUUACUCCACACCCAAAUCACACCUUUCUCUCCAACAACUCCCUCUCCGUAACCUUACCCUCACCAUCUGCUGUCAACGUUCGUUGUCGUCAGCCAUACAGAAGCCCUGUUCCCCGGCGUUUUUUUUUUUGUCAACCUUCAACCGUCAUCUCCCCCCAUUAAUAACCAUAUAGUGCCCUUCCGCGCUAAAUAUUCCAGUCUCCCACCACCUUGUUGCCAUCCCGAUAACACACCUCUCCCGUCUGCUCACGACCACGGCCACCACUGCCACACCCCAACCGACGAGCGAUAUCCGGCGAACGACCACUGCGGUCGAUAUAAAGCAGUACCCCUUCAAAAUGGUGUUCAACGACUCUAACCCUUCGGUAUUUUUCACCAAUAUUUUUCUCUUCCUUCUGUCACUUCUUACUAGAUCUGCUGCUGAAUUUCUGUUUCCUCGUGGUAUAAUACAGUUCAGCAUCGCCAGCAUUCUAAGUCGCUACGACUCCUCUGCCACCGCCACCACGCCAUCCACAAUCUCAAAACCACUCCCUCCAAAGAAACCGGCUAAUGUUGCGAAGCCAAGUAUGUUUCUGUUCCCCCCCGUUACUUCUAUUUCCUCGCUUGUCGAAUAUGGUUUCACGGUUUCGGCUCCAAUCCUUUGCUUGUGCUAUUUUAAGCCAAUCUAUUGGCUCUUUUACUGACACCUCAUGUGCGCCCUUGAUAGAUGGUACUGGCUCCGGACCAAUCACCUCCACCACCGCACCACCACCCCGAUCCUCCCUAUCAUCUGCAUCCAAGUCCACCGCAUCGCAAGCGUCUCGAGACAGCACAACAAGAGUGGUAACUUCAUCCAAGCCGGACAUCAACUCCACCAAAAGGCGCAAAACCGAGGAAGUCCCAAAGAGCUCAUUGGCGUUAUUGAAGGAAAGGAAGGAGUUACUCCAGCGUAAAAGCGGAGGGGUGGCCACCAGCACCUCAAUUGCUAUGUCCAGCUCCAGCAGCAAAGCUGGCCCUCUAAGAUUGUCAACUGGCACUGCCACUGCUAGGCCAGGUUCUGGAACCAAGACAACAGAGGCCGCUAAACCCGCAGCCGAAGCUCCGAAACCGAUGUCCUAUCGUGAGAGGAUGGCAGCUGCCUUGCAGGCUGGAGCGGAAAAAAAGCCGGCUGCGGGAACUAUCACCCAUAAAGCCCGGCCUUUGGUGAAGGAAAAGAAGGCCUGGCAGUUGAAAUUGGAAGGGCAGGGAGAAGGGAAAGGAGCGGAUACUACGGCCGGCAGGAGUAGUAAAAGCCCGGGAGUUUCUGGAGGGGAAAAGGCGGCUCCCACUUCAAAAAAGAUGGCCGAUGUAAGCAAACCAGCGAUGAAAAAAUCAUCUAACGGAACAAAUGGCUCCGCCAAUGGGGUCGGCAGCGCAAACGGUGCAAACGGGCGAAAAUCUUCUGUCGGGAAUGGGACCAUGUCUUCUUUAAAGGGCAAAGACAAGGACAGGGGUAAACCCCUAGAAGCUGGUACAAAGAGGAAGCGUGAAAGUCCCCCGCCAAAAUCCGGAUACUCUAGCUACUCGAGAAAUAAAUAUUCCACCAACCACAAGCGAUACAGGGGCCCUCGGCCGGACUCGUAUGAAGAAGAUGAUCCCGACGAUGAUUUCGUGGUUAAUGAUGAGGAUGAUGAAGAUGAUGCAUAUGGUAGGGGUGCUGGCUAUGGUGGCUUUACAAAGAAGAAGUAUGUCGGGUUUAACUUUCGUGCAGCACUAUCAUUUCCAAUUCAGACCACCAACAAGCUAACCAAUUUAUAGAUAUUCAUACGUUGAGUACGAUUCAGCUAGUGAUAUGGAAGCUACCGGAGCAGAUGUGUUGGCAGAGGAAGAGCGCAGUCGUCGUGCUGCAGCCAAAGAGGACGCUGCGCAAGAGAAAUUGGAAAGAGAGUUGGCUGCCAAAAAAAGCGGCCCUCAAAAAGAAGGGUGUCCUCGCCAAGAAGAAGUAGUUGCGAUUGUAAGGGUUUCCUGACACUACGAACAUUCCCCGUAUCACUAUCACCUUCACUUCCGUUUCUUGUAAUAUUCUUAGGCCCCAAUUAGGGUUCAUUCGGUACACCUCCUGUUGGGCGAUCCUUUCAUAUCUAAUCCCUUGCUAAAAACAGUUCAAUGUGGGGUUUUUUUUUACUGAUGCUUUUUUAUCAUCUCUGGUGUUUGGAGAGGUCGCUUUUUCUCAUUCUCUUUUUCUUUUCUCCUUCCUUUUUCCCCUCCUUUCUCUAGAAAGGAGCCUUUGUAACAGGCAAAUUUUCCUUUGUUGGCUCCUUGUCACUACAUACCACCUACCCGCCACCCCCGUUCUGCACUCAAACCAGGGCUUUUUGUUUUGAGCUGUAACACUUUUUCCUCCCUCUUUACAUUCUGUUGUAUCAAAUUUCUUCGGGCUUCUCUCUUGGUACGGUCAUCUUGCGCCGGCGUUGUUCACGGACUUCUCUCCUAUUGUCAUUAUCCCACCUAUUUUUCAAUUGCGGAGAACCGCUGCCUAACUCUUCAUCCUUCCCUUUUGUCUUUGGACGUUCUUUUGUUUGCUAGUCGGAGUAUGGUUGCAACCUAGAGGAGUUGACACUGAAGGCGAAAUGGUAUGAUAUCCGUUUUCCCACAUCCUUGAACAAUAUCUGGGGGUGCUUGGGUGCCUGGAUGGGUGGGUGGGUGGAAUUGUGUGUAGCCUUGAUCUCUUUGAGUCAAUGUGUGCACAUAUGUAUGUAUGUAUAUAUAGCUGGACGCGUCGCAAUCCAAACGAGAUGACCACAG
This is a messenger RNA of Tuber aestivum (summer truffle), 3118 nucleotides long. NCBI's taxonomy places the organism in Eukaryota, Fungi, Ascomycota, Pezizomycetes, Pezizales, Tuberaceae. The record is from the annotation of a GenBank genome assembly.